Zychaea mexicana is the source of this 837-nucleotide messenger RNA. RefSeq names its product aurora-A in complex with A pentacyclic inhibitor. Lineage: Eukaryota; Fungi; Mucoromycota; Mucoromycetes; Mucorales; Lichtheimiaceae. Gene Ontology annotation, molecular function: protein kinase activity; ATP binding. The record is from RefSeq and is a predicted model, not a curated record. Gene Ontology annotation, biological process: mitotic spindle organization; protein phosphorylation; regulation of cytokinesis. Gene Ontology annotation, cellular component: spindle midzone; spindle microtubule; spindle pole centrosome. Bases 1 to 837 code for a protein of 278 amino acids. The transcript is spliced from 6 exons.
AUGAAGCACUUACACAAUGUUGAUAUAUGUAAUAGUAGCCGACAAUGGUGCCUUGAUGAUUUUAAAGUGGGGAUACAUAUUGGAUCUGGACGAUUCGGCACAGUAUAUAGGGCGCAGGAAAAAAAGACAGGAGCGGUGGUUGCGUUAAAGAUCGUCAACAAACAGGAACUGCAAAAAGCCAAAGUUGUACGCUUUCUCAAACGAGAGAUCGAGAUCCAGAGUCGCUUGAGUCACCCGAACGUUCUUCGAAUGUAUGGGUACUUUGAUGAUAAAGACAGUGUCUGUAUGGUACUCGAACAUGCACCUGGUCGAACUCUGUAUGAUCUUAUCCAAACAAGCCCUAUACCCGAAAAUACAGUAACAAAGUACAUGACGCAGAUCGUGUCAGCUUUGCGUUAUAUCCAUGGUUUAAAAGUGAUCCACCGUGACAUAAAACCGGAAAAUGUACUGAUCGGCGAAGGAAACGUAUUGAAAAUGGCUGAUUUUGGUUGGGCUGUGCACGAUCGGAGGCCACGUCGACGGACCUUUUGCGGAACAUUGGACUAUUUACCUCCGGAGAUGAUUGAGGACAAGUACCACGAUGAAAAGGUCGAUAUUUGGGCUCUUGGCAUCAUGUGCUACGAAUUAUUGGUCGGUAUUCCACCGUUUGGCGAUGUGGAAAACUACGUGGAGACGUAUCACCGAAUCAUCCAAAUCAAAUUCUCGUUCCCAAACCAUAUCAGCAUGAAUGCACAGCAGUUUGUGAAAAGGAUAUUGCGCCAUGACCCACGGCAACGGCCGACGCUGGAGGUUUUAGAAAAUCAUCCUUGGCUACAACAAUCACGAGAACAGCAAUAG